This is a messenger RNA of Cooperia oncophora, 279 nucleotides long. NCBI's taxonomy places the organism in Eukaryota, Metazoa, Nematoda, Chromadorea, Rhabditida, Trichostrongylidae. The record is from the annotation of a GenBank genome assembly.
AUGGGCGUAGGUGACCACAUCAUGGUUGUUACUCUGGGUGCCAACCUAGAACUGGACGAGUCGUCUGCCAUCCGACAUGCAGAUGAACUGAAUGAUGCUGACGUCGUCAUAGCACAGGCUAGAGUAUGCCAAAGCGGUAACAAGAAAAUAUUUGAAUUGGCUAAGGAGAGAGGAGUCCUCACGCUAUGCAAUCCAGCGCCGAGCGAUCAUUGUGAGGACCGAUCGAUUAUGGAGUUAGUCGACAUUUUGUGCGUAAAUGAGCUCGAGGUACUAUUUUAA